AAUAUAAAGGCCAGCGAAAUGUCUAUUUUACGAUUUAUAUCGCUUUAAAAGUCUCACCUGUCCUGUAACUUUAGUAUCUUCCGUUAACUCCUGCGAAUGUGCUGUUUAUAGUUCAGUGUGGUGCUUCUGCAGUUAUACAUGGAUAAACACUUCAUUAAUUAUUAAAAACAGUCAUCUGAUUGGUCAAACUUGGACGUUUUACUGGUUUUGAUGUUUUUACUCCGGUAGGUGGCAACAAAUGACCGUCUUGAAGUUGUGACAGUCAAUCAUUCAUUCAACCGAUUCGUUCAAACGGCCGAACGAGUCAUUGAAUCAGUGACUCGACAGUUUUGUUCAAAAACAACGAUUCAUUGAAGAGAUUCAGGAGUGAGUUCAAGUGCUGCUCGGCUCUGCGGUGGUUCUGCUGUGGCUUUGUUUGGAAAACAGACAAAGUGACGCAAUAUUGUGUCUAAAAUGUUUCUUAAAUACUCCUAAUUUGCCGUGAUUCAGCAAAUUGUCCUGGUCUGUACUUACGCCAUUGGUUGAACCAGAAUUUGACAGCAAGCAAUUUGCUUUGCAGUGGAAAUUGAAGAAAUGUUAGAAAUACAAAUAAUCAAGAUUGAAGAUCCCGGAUGUCUGUGGGCUCGAGUUCUGAAAGGACCAGGCGUUCAACCGGACAGUCCAGAGGAAUAUGAGAACCUGAAAGUGAAAAUGAACCUCUUCUACCAUAAAGUCAACCUGGAUGUUCAAAAACUAAAGCCUGCUGAACUGAAGGAGGGGCUGGUGUGUGUGGUGUUCAGUCUGGCUCUGAAGAGUUGGUGUCGAGCUGUAGUUGAGUCUGUCUUUCAGGGGACCGUAGACACUCAGGCCUGGUGCUUGUUAGUAGAUCACGGAGAUCGAAUCAUCGUUGGAGCAGAUGAUGUACGAACUCCUCUUGAGAAGUUCCUGCAGCUUCCUUUCAGAGUCAGACGCUUUAAAUUGGCAGGAAUUUGUCCGAUGACUCUUCAGGUGCCCAUCUCUGAAAACACAGCAGAGCUUGUUCCAUCUUCAACAUGGGACAGCUCUGCUACAAAAUACCUGCACAAUCUAUUACAAGUGUCAACUCUGGUUGAAGCCGUCCUGUGUGAAACACAAGCUGGCUUCUGUGCCAUUGAACUCUACUUGACUAUCAAUAAUACAAAGAUCUGUGUGAACCAUGAGCUCGUGGCGAAGAAGUUUGCCUGUUUCAUGAGUGAGAAAUCCAGUACGCUGAAAGGGAACAGAAAUGGAGAUCGUGCUCCUGUCAGCCUGGCAUGGGACAUUUACUCCAGCCCUCAGCAGCUCUUAGAAAUGAAAGGGUGCUGUCCUGUCAAAGCUCCACCACCAGAUAUUCUCAUCAGAAAAGAGCAGAACGAUGAUCCACAAGAUCAAGAAACAGUAGUAUUUUCUCAUUCAGAGAAGCAGAAACCACAAGAGUCAGAGGAAGCAUUCAUGCCAUCUCAGGUUAACCCUCAAGUCUCAAAAUUGACCCGCAAUGCUGGAACCGAUACCAUUGGCAGAGGAUGGCGCAUCAGAGCCGAAGCCACGGACAUAUUCACAGAUAAACACUGUGGUCAGACUGAUGCACAAAAGCUUCAAUACAUGAAGUUAAACGCACUUUUACAUUCAAAGCAGAUUCCUCAAUCUGUUGAAGAGAAGCAGUACAGUUCUGAUCAAACUGACAAUAGCAGCAGCGUUUCAACACCAGCUGCAGGUUCACCAUCACGUGCGAGUGACUCCUCAGAAGAGCAGAAAGUGGCAGCUGUCUCACAAGAGCCCAGUCUUGAAGAUCAACUGACCUCUUCUAGACUCAUGCAGUUUCUGAACCCUGAUCCACUCAAUCCAGAACAGGAGUCUCUUGAUGCCAAAGUUGUACGCUGUGAUCCGGGUCACUCAGGAGUUUUAGUGCACGCCGCCCUUCGUGUUGAACCCUGCAGUAACCUCACACGUGCACCCAUCAGUGAAAAAUUCAGAAAGUUCCUGUUGUGGAGGAAAUAUAAUGGACCAAAUGUAGCAGAGAGUUACUGCUGGCCCGCUGUGGCACGAGGUUUUGAUACGGUACUGGUAUCGCACAGCGGUGACAAUCCUCUGUCCUACAUUCCUCCUCUGCUGAUGCUCUUACAGACGGUUUCUGUCGUCUCCAGUCUCGCUGCUCGCGCUGGGCCCAUAGCAGUGAUCCUUUGUCCGGGCUGGGAGAAGGUUCAGACAGUGCUGGAGCUCCUGGAGGACAGUAAAGCAACUUACAACCUCCAUCCCACCAGUGUGCUGCUGGGUGUGGACCAGGAGGAGCCCAAAAAAUUCAAGAUCCAGAGGAACUGUCAGUUGCUGGUGACAACACCAUUUACCAUGACGAGGCUGCUGGAUGCUCAGUGCUUCCUGUUCUUGAGACUGUGUCACCUGGUGCUGGAUGAGGCUGAUGUGCUUUAUUCACAAGCACCUGAGCAGAUGUCUGUAAUCCUGAAGCACUUCCAGAAGGUGGUCUCUGGAGAGGAGAGGUCCAGGUGCCCCAGGCAGAUCAUUGCGGUGGGCAGCCGCUGGAGCGCUGGGAUAGAGGGUCUGGUCAGAGAACACAUGAUUUACCCUUCCAUCAUCAUAACCGUGAUGGAGGAGGCAGCUCUGUACGGCAGAGUACAUCAGAGGGUUCAGUUGUGUUUGGACUGUGAUAAGAUCUCCGUUCUGCUCAGUUCGCUGGACUUCCACCCGCCCAAACCCCAGAAAACCCUCAUCAUUACUAACUCUGCUGAGGAGACGGAGCAUGUGUAUAAGGCUGUGGUCAACACUGCUGUGUUUACACUGAAAGCUCAUGAAGAUCUGACAGAUCAGUUUGACUUUGUCAUUGAUCAGUGGAGAAAAGACAUCGGCCAUGGAACGCAAGUCAUUCUGGUUACUACCAAUGACUGCCUUAAGGCUCUCGGUAUCCGGGACGCCAUGUGUGUGGUGCAUUAUGGGUUUCCCACCUCCCCGAAGCUCUUCGGCAGCCGCCUGUUCUGCCUGUCGGAGAAUUUCAGAAACCUUUCAGAUGCGGAUCAUGCCGAGAGCUCCUCUCCUGCGGCUCAGUCCGUGUUGCUGCUGUCAGAGCAAAACGCCCGUCACGUGUGUGGAGUCCUGCGAUACGUGAGGAGAACCGGUGCUCUUCUGCCCCCUGAGCUGCUACAGUUUGCUCUGGGCGUCCAGCAAGCCAAAGAGGAGCAAAAGACAGACAGACCCCUCUGCACCUCGCUCAAGAGCUUCGGCUUCUGCAGAGACACCAUAGUUUGUCCAGACAGGCACAUGAUCAACAAAUCCCUGGAUCAUCCAAAGCACCCUGACUCUGGGACUAUCAUGGUUUUGCCGCUGUGCAUAAAGUCAGCAAAUGUGUACUCUGGCCGCAUCGUGAGCCAGAAAGAUGAUCCUUAUGAGACUCUUGCUGCUGAAAUGAACUCACACUAUGCCAGUGAGAGACGCUGUGCUGUGGAAGUGCUGAAGGGAGAACUUUACGCUGUACAAGAGGAGAACGUCUAUAACCGGGUGCGUGUGAUUGAAGUGCCGGAAAAAGGAGAGCAGCUGUUCAGCAGCGUCACCGCCUGUUUCAUAGAUGAGGGCCGCACACAGGAAGUGAAAUCACAUCAGCUACUCCAACUUCCUGCUCAGUUCCAAAAUUUGCCAGGCCAGGCUGUGGAGUUCAUCCUGUGCAGAGCCCAGCCCGUCGAUGGGGAGGUGGACUGGAACCCAAAGGUGACCAGAGCCAUUAGUCAGAAAAUCAAAGGGAAGCUGCAUCAGGCCAGGGUUGUGAUGAGUGUGGGAGAUACUGUCUGGGUUGAUCCUAUGGUGCGUAUGACACGUGUUCCUGGUCUGAAGACCUACAUUAAUGAGUAUAAUGUCCAUGCUGAGAUCUUGGCCUCUGGGUUUGGUGUGAAUAAUCCUCAGCACGUGGACCUGCUGAAGAGAGUUUUCCAGGGAGACGAGAACGCAAACACACUCCAGCACUUGCCAGAUGACAGAGUUGAGGUUACAGAUGAUGAUCUGACCAGUAAGAUGAAGGAUUUAUGCAGUGGUCAUAAUGCCAUGGAGUUCAACCAGACUCCCAUCAGCCCCCAAAACAACAGUGCUGGCUUGUGUAAUGGAGACCUGCAGGACACUGUUGAUGAUGAUAACGAUGAUGAUUCUUCAGAGGGAAGGAUGAAUUUCAUGAGCCCUGAUCUGAAUGGAUUCUCAUCUCCAAACCAGACCAGAUCUGCCAGCUCUGAAACAGACAAAGAUGAAGCCUUGAACAUCAACAAAUUACAGACAGUCACUGAACCACAGAGUUUCCACAAGCCAGCCUCUUUCUCAUUCCAGCCUACUAGUUUUCACCCACAGAUCAAAUGGUUCCAGAGGGGCGAGUUGGUCACGGUCUACAUAAAGCUCAUCAGUCCAGUGAUGCAGAAGUGUGAAUUCUACUCAGACACUGUUGUUUACAGUGGGUACGUGAAUGACCGGCACUACUAUGCGAAGCUCGAGCUGUCCGGUGACAUCAUGGCAGAGGAGUGCUCAUGGGAAAUGAAGUGCAAUGAGCCUGUGAUGAAGCUGAAGAAAAAGGACAAACGGGACUGGAGAACACUUCUCAAACACAAGAGUCCAUUUGUCAGCUAUGAAUUUGACUACAUUGAUGAGACUCGUGUAUCUUCAGUAAACGGCCACUUGUUCCUGGCUGAAGUGGGAGAGGAGGGCUAUUACGUCAGCUCUGAGAGCGCCAGCGACAGUGACUGAACAGGACGGAUCCCAAAUACAGAACUCUUCUCUGGUACAUUAAUUAUAAUAAUUAACAUCCGCCUCAACAUCAGUUUCUUUUCAUUGUCCAAUUAAUAAUGAUGAUAAUAAUAAUAAUAAUAAAUUUUCAAUAUUUGCGUUGAUGUUACGCCAUGUCUUUAAAUGGCUUUCUUGGGUUUUGCUAGUUUUGUUAACAAAAUGUCUAGUUUUGUGAAUGAAGUGUUUAUUGAUUGCAGUGCAUAUAGUGCAAAGUGUUUUAGUUUGUUCUUUCAUAUGAUAUUUAAGUUUUUUGUGGAUUUC
Labeo rohita (rohu) is the source of this 5025-nucleotide messenger RNA. It is a transcript of the gene tdrd12, whose product is annotated as tudor domain containing 12. Bases 574 to 4725 code for a protein of 1383 amino acids. The record is from RefSeq and is a predicted model, not a curated record. The transcript is spliced from 36 exons. NCBI's taxonomy places the organism in Eukaryota, Metazoa, Chordata, Actinopteri, Cypriniformes, Cyprinidae. Gene Ontology annotation, biological process: transposable element silencing; germ-line stem cell division.